Tarenaya hassleriana is the source of this 1960-nucleotide messenger RNA. RefSeq lists its product as uncharacterized. Lineage: Eukaryota; Viridiplantae; Streptophyta; Magnoliopsida; Brassicales; Cleomaceae. The transcript is spliced from 3 exons. The coding region runs from base 196 to 1614 and encodes 472 amino acids. The record is from RefSeq and is a predicted model, not a curated record.
AUCGUAAUUGUAGUAAUAAGUAGAGGGCAAAAUGGUACUUCGACCUCUCCGCUUUCUCUCUCUUAAGAUGGAAACUCUGACUCUUCUUCUCCUCUGCAACUCAGCUCCCUCCGGCGUUUCUCUCUUUCUUUCCUCUCCGGUUAACAGGGUUUUCUUACUCUCGUCACUGGACGAAGAGGAGUAUAGCACUCGGAAAUGGAGACGAAACAAGGGUUUUUCUCUGCCCUCAGAGAGGAAGUUGCGAGGGGACUCUCGCCGUCACGUUCGAGAUCACGGUCUCGCUCCGCUAGCCCCGCUCGGUCAGGUUCAUCGAUGUUGAAUCUUUUAUGGCGGAGAAAGAGUGACGGAUACUACCUGGCGCAACCGGAGCAUUUGAUCGGAGGAUCCGGGACCUUGAGACCGGUAAUGGAGGGCCCGGAUCCGGAUGAAGGCGGAGGAGGAUAUGAAGUUCUGGAUCCGAAGCGACUUGGGUUGGGUUUGGGUCACUGGGUCAAAGGACAGCUUUCUCGAGCUCCGUCCGUUGCGGCCAUGGAGGCUUACCGGAGGUAUGAUCUGAGGUUGCUUCUCGGCGUCAUGGGCGCUCCUUUGGCUCCUCUUCACGUCUCCUUUUCCGAUCCUUUGCCUCACCUGAACAUCAAAGAUACACCUAUUGAGACAUCAUCUGCUCAGUACAUUCUUCAACAGUAUACGGCGGCUUCCGGUGGUCAGAAGCUCCAAAACUCCAUUAAAAACGCUUACGCAAUGGGGAAGCUCAAGAUGAUAACUUCGGAGGUCGAAACCUCCACAAAAACAGUGAGAAACAGAAACCCAUCAAAGGCGGAAUCUGGAGGUUUCGUCCUCUGGCAGAUGUAUCCAGACAAGUGGUAUGUCGAGCUUGCAGUAGGUGGCAGUAAGGUUCACGCAGGCUGCAAUGGCAAACUCGUGUGGCGGCAUACCCCUUGGCUCGGUUCUCAUCCCGCAAAAGGACCCAUUAGACCCCUUCGUCGUGCACUUCAGGGGCUUGAUCCAAGAACUACUGCUGCCCUGUUUGCGGGUGCAAAGUGCAUUGGAGAGAAGAAGAUGAAUGGUGAAGAUUGCUUUAUUCUGAAACUGUCCACUGACCCUGAAACGAUAAAGGCCAGGAGUGAAGGACCCGCUGAGAUCAUAAGGCACGUCCUUUUCGGCUACUUCAGCCAGAAAACGGGACUUCUCGUUCACAUUGAGGAUUCACACCUCAUCCGGAUCCAAUCCAAUGGAGGAGAUACAGUUUAUUGGGAGACAACAAUCAACUCGUCAUUAAACAAUUACAGAUCUGUUGAAGGGAUCAUGAUAGCUCACUCAGGACACACGGUUGCUACCCUCUUCAGAUUCGGGGAGGUGGCAAUGAGCCAUACAAGAACUAGGAUGGAAGAAAGCUGGAUCAUUGAAGAAGUAGCGUUUAAUGUUCCGGGUCUCUCUGUUGAUUGCUUUAUCCCACCGGCUGAUCUAAGGCCGGGUCUGUCGGCUGAAGCCUGCGAGUUCCCUCGUGACAAAAGAGGGAAGAAUGUGAUCACAUUGGCCGCAGCUCAAACGGCCAAAGUUGCAGCACAUGACGACGAGAGCCAUGACAACCGCCUUUGGCAUAUCGAUGUCUAACCCGUGAAGGAUCAGGUGCAGUCGACAAUUGUUCAUAAGGCGAUGAGUAUCCUUCAUCCAUUUAUAACCCUUUUAGCUGUUCAGAGAUUAGGAAUCAGGGUUUUAGGUUUUUAUUCAUAACCAAUGAUUCUUGGAAUUCAAAUCUCGUCUUUUUUACUCUCAUCUCAAAGAAUGAGAGAGUUCUUUCAUUUAUUUUUUUGGUUCAACCCGCAGAUUUGUGGCAGCAAUUGAAGGGAAAUUGCUGCUUCAAAGUUGGUCAAUUGUUCGUUUGUCUUUGUGUCCUUUUUCAGACAAUGUUGGUUUGGCUGUUUGUGUUGGAUCUUUUUGUUUCGCUAUAACCGAAUCA